AUGGAAGAAGCGCUUCCUGACACGAUCCUCAUGGAGCACAUCCCUGGCACAGAGAUCAUGAGAGAUGUUGGCAAGAUUCACUUUGUCCAUGGCCCCAAGAGUCACCAAGUCCUUAUCCCCUAUCCAUCCGAAAAUGCCGACGAUCCUCUCAACUGGACGCUGACCUGGAAAUACAUUACUAUUGGCGUCCAAAUCAUAUACACUUGGGUUACAGUCGCCUCGGCUCUUUCCAUGGCACCAAUGUUCCCGCUGCUUCAAGAGGAAUGGAACCUAUCACAGACCCAGCUCAAUCUGAUCACUGGAUCAUGUGUUCUUGCCUUGGGAUAUGCCAAUUUUAUCAUCGUCCCCAUCUCGAACAUCUUUGGUCGUCGCUUUACCUGCAUUAUCAUGGCCAUGCUCGGCGCUGGCAGUUGUAUCUGGGAGGCUCGAGCUGGAUCGUACUCUAUACUUAUUGGGGCACGAAUUGUCAACGGCAUUGCGACGGCUACGAGUGAAACACUUAUGGUGCAAGUUAUUUGUGAUGUGUUCUUUCUCCACGAGCGAGGUGUUUGGAUGGGCGUCUACUUCUGCACGUAUUUUCUUGGUUUAUUUGUCGGUCCCAUUAUCUCUGGAGCGAUUGCUUCCAAACAUGGAUGGCGCAGCUUCUUCUGGCUCUCUAUGGCGCUAUCUCUGCUUAAUAUCAUAACACUGAUUAUUUUCUUCCCGGAGACAAGAUAUCACCGUACCAACCAGUUGCCCACCGUAGUGGCAACGCCUACCGUUUCACCAGAGGAAGGACUGGACAAACCACCCUCGCCGCAUGAGAUCGAAUACAGCGCUUCGUCGAACGUCAUCGGAACCGGGCGGCCUACUAAAAGUCAAUUCCAAUUGAUUGCUCGACCUGAUGCGCGGUGGAAGUCGCUGAUAUUCAAGGACAUAAUUUUCUCUGGAAAGGCUUUCUUCUUCCCAAUUAUCAUCUGGGCGGGCAUAACUGUGGGCGGUUACGCCAAUCUACUUCUGUAUUGGAAUAUCACAGAAUCAUCAAUUCUCGGCGCGCCACCGUUCAACUUCAGUGUAUCGGCCGUCGGAUACUCCAACUUCGCCUUCAUGGUUGGCGGUCUCGUAGGCCUUGCUACAGGGGGCACUGUCUCCGACUGGAUUGCUCAGAGAGCUACCAUUCGCAACAACGGUGUACGCGAAGCUGAGAUGCGUUUGCCUGCUCUCAUCCCUUAUUUUUUCCUAACAAUAAUUGCCGUCACAAUAGGUGGACUUGCAGAGAAGAAUUCAUGGUCUUGGCCUGUCCUUGUCGUUGUUGGCUACGGUAUAAGCGGCAUGUGUAUCACUGCUACACCAGCAAUUGCCGUAGCCUACGCUGUCGAUUGCUACAAGCCCAUUGCUGGAGAGAUUAUGGUUGUCGCGACGGUGAUCAAAAACACAUGCGGAUUUGGUAUGAGCUACUGGGUUCCCCAGCUCACUACAUCUCAGGGUAUAAUUGUUCCUACAAUGAUUCAAUUGGCACUAACAGCUGGUCCUCUAUUACUUGCUCUGCCUCUUUGGUUAUGGGGACAGAAGUUGAGACGCUUGACAAGGAAUUCUGGUGUACAUAAGCUUGAGGAAGAAUUUUGA
Molecule: messenger RNA, 1605 nt
Organism: Talaromyces amestolkiae
Lineage: Eukaryota; Fungi; Ascomycota; Eurotiomycetes; Eurotiales; Trichocomaceae
Exons: 5
Coding region: 1-1605 (534 amino acids)
Biological process (GO): transmembrane transport
Molecular function (GO): transmembrane transporter activity
Source: RefSeq, a predicted model, not a curated record